This is a messenger RNA of Zeugodacus cucurbitae (melon fly), 1096 nucleotides long. RefSeq lists its product as uncharacterized. Lineage: Eukaryota; Metazoa; Arthropoda; Insecta; Diptera; Tephritidae. The transcript is spliced from 2 exons. Gene Ontology annotation, cellular component: cytoplasm. The record is from RefSeq and is a predicted model, not a curated record. Bases 11 to 895 code for a protein of 294 amino acids.
CAAUGAAAUUAUGAUUAAGCCAAUUAUACUAUUUUGUUAUUUAUUACUAAUAAGUGUUGAAAUAUCUGGAAAGCGUGUUAUUGUGAAACGUAAGACCACAAAAAGUACCCCGGUAGAAACGUGGAAAGGUAAGUGGUUUCCUGGACCACCACAUCCAAAGGAUGACUGGAAAGGAAAAUGGUUUCCCUAUCCACCUUAUACAAAUGGACAGAACCUAAAUGCACACGAUAAUAAACCACUUACGGUCUCCGAAAUUUGUGAUGAUGGCAAGCAAUACAUUGGAAUCGAUUAUGAUCCAAGUGAUGUCAAACAAUCUUUUGAACAUCUCUGUUUAGCGAAUCGCACUUUAUACACGCCGAAUAUGAAGCGUGAAGCAUUGCGAAUGGAGUACUUUAUCCCACCAGCCUACGUACCACCAGUGAAGUGCCUUAAUGAAACAAUUACUUACGAUACGAUAUUACCGACUUAUGGUGCCUACCGUCCAAUUGUUCCAAAAUAUGGUUCAUACAUAUUUAUGCCUCCCCAAAGAUAUCUUUCAUCACUCUCUCGUGGAGCUAUUGUAAUGCUUUACCAUCCUUGUGCGUACAGUGGUCAAGUGAAAUUAUUACAAAACACACUUAGUGCCUGUUUAUACCGUCACAUCAUAACACCUUCGCAGGCUCUGAGUCCGGAAAGACCGCUCGCUCUAUUGGCUUGGGGAAAAAGCUUAGAAAUGUCUGUUGUUGACGAUCAUUUGGUGGUCGAUUUCAUCAAACAGAAUGCAAGACAAGGCCCAAAUUUUUCCGUCAAGCAACGAAAUAAUACACAAAUGUACGAAGCGGGCUUACUGCAGGAAGCUCAUUUAAUUACAGAUGAAAAUGAUGUCGAGAUCUGUGGAUAUAAAGAGGGAAUGUAAAGCCUUAAUUUAACAACGAUGCAACAUUUAAAUUGUGAAUACCUAAAAUUAAGAAUCGAAUAUGUUUAUUAAAAAUUUACACGCCUUAUUGGGUUACAGAUAUAUAUCAAAAUUUAUAGUUCUAAUGUACCUAUGUAUAUACAUAUUCAUGAAUAAAAAAAUUGUUGAAUGUUAAUAAUAAAAAUUAAAAACCAAUUAAAA